CCAGAAGCGCCGUGAAAACAGAAACCCAAACCGGUCAUGGAGGCUAGUUAACGACUGUGCGCCGCGCUUGCGAAUAGUAAUUUCAUCGAGAUAUUGUGAUAUUACACGGACGCCAGAGAAUCAACAGAAAUAUUGCCGGUUUAAACGAAAAUGGGUGCAUACUUGUCAGAACCAAUUACAAAGAAAGUGUCGAGCGACCAAGUAGGCAAGAAUGUCGCAUUCGGCGCGAGUUCCAUGCAAGGCUGGCGAAUUAGUCAAGAGGAUGCACAUAAUUGUUGUAUAGAUUUUGAUGAAAAUGUUUCAUUAUUUGCUGUAUAUGAUGGUCAUGGGGGACACGAAGUAGCUACUUACUGUGCAAGUAAUCUCCCAGAUUUUAUUAAACAAACCGAGGCAUACAAAAAAGGAGAUAUUAGGCAAGCUUUAAUAGAUGCCUUUUUAGGCUUUGAUGCUACACUCGAAAAACCUGAAGUAAUUAGUAUUCUUAAAGAAUUAGCAGGAACAUCCACUACAGAUAAUAAAAAAGAUGAUUUAAAUGAAUCUGAUGAGGAAGAGAAUGUUAAUAAUCUAUGUAUGGAAGCAACAAUGCCAUUAGAAGAAGUAAUGGCAAAGUAUCAAUCGGAAUCAAAUCCUCAAGUAAAAUCUUUGAAAAAUGAAAACUGCAAUAAAAGAACUUGUUCCGCAAGUCCUUACUUACGUGGACGAAGGGGUAGAGAGAAAGCAAGCUCGUCGUCGUCAGGGGCAGGAUGUUCUUCGUCUUCAUCCUCGUGGAAUACAAAUGAAGCUGAUGUAAGUAGUUCCAGUCAACCAUGCGGAUCAACUUUAUCUAGCACAAUGGAACGAAAAGAUUCUGAGUGUCCUGGUAACAAUGAGGCUGAACAAGUUCUUGAUUCGACUACCAGUAAUGGAAAUGUACACACAUCCCCGCCGGUAGGAUCAACAGCAGAUAUAGAACCAAUAAAGACUGCAGAUAUGCCUGAUAGUUCUGAGGAUAUAAACAAAAAAGUUACGAGUCCAGGAAAAAUUACGUGCGACGAAUCAAAUGAAAAUGAAGUAGAGUUAAAUGGUGCUGAAUCGAAACGAAUUGAAGAUGCAGACAGCAGUAAAGGUGGAGGUGACAAUGUGUCUAGCAGCUCGUGUAUUCCGGUUGAGAACGGAGAUGCGGGACAACAAGAAAGAAUAAGCAGUACUGGUAGAAGAAGGAUUCAGCCUAUCACUUUAUACCAUAAUCUUCUUAAAAAAGAUAGCGAAGAUUCAGAAGAAGAUGAUGACGAUGACGAAAAUGAUACAACCUUUGAUGGAGUUCCAGAAAGUUUUAGCGACGAAGAUGACACAGAAGACAUAGACGAAGAUGAAAGCGACGAAGACGAAGAAGAUGAAGAUGCAGAUGGCAAUAUUGAUGAUGAUGAAGAUGAUGAUGACGAUGAUGAUAGUGGGAGCCUCAUGAUGGAUAAAGAAGAGCCGGGUUAUGAUAGUGGAUGCACUGCAGUAGUUGCUGUGUUAAAAGGGAAUGAAUUAUACGUGGCAAAUGCUGGAGAUUCCCGUUGUGUUUUAUGUAGAGAUGGUCAAGCGGUUGAACUUAGUUUAGAUCACAAACCUGAAGAUGAACCAGAAAUGGAGCGCAUAGUAAAAGCUGGCGGAAAAGUUACCGCCGAUGGUAGAGUAAAUGGUGGCCUUAAUUUAUCAAGAGCGCUCGGGGACCAUGCUUAUAAACAAAAUGCAGAUUUGCCACCGCAAGAACAAAUGAUAUCGGCACUUCCGGAUGUCAGGCAUAUUACAAUUGAACCAGAAAAGGACGAGUUUAUGGUGCUUGCUUGUGAUGGUAUUUGGAAUUUCAUGUCAAGUCAAGAUGUUAUACAAUUUAUUCGUUCCCGCUUGACACAUAAUCACGAUAAACUAUCUCAAAUUUGUGAAGAGCUAUUUGAUCAUUGCCUUGCACCUGACACUUGUGGAGAUGGUACAGGUUGCGACAAUAUGACGGCUGUAAUAAUUCGAUUUAAACCACAAACUGAUACGGUAACAAACAGUAAUACCGUUGAGAUAUGUACUGCUAAAAGGUCGUUAUCACCAGCUAUAUCCGCGGAAGAAAGCAACGACUGCGUUAUACAAGAUGAUGCGGUGAAAUCUUGCAAACGCCUUAAGACCGAAGCAGCUAUGUGAGAUUUGUGUUAAAUGUUAUAAACUGAUCUCUGGAAACAGAUGAGUGAAUGUGAAUUUAUGUAAAAUUAUGUAAUUCUAUGGAACUGUGAAUUUCGAAUGGAUACUCGAUGGUGAUCGAUAACAGUUACAUCAAACAACAUGUAAAGUAUGUUAGUGUUGGCUAUUGGUGGCAGACUGAUAAAUUGGAGCACAUGAGGAUGAUAAUUCGUUGCUUCUGUUUUGAUUUUGUUUUUAUUUUUUUUUUAAUAUAUUAACUUACAAUUCGUACAUUUAAAAAUUAUUUAAUUACACCUAUUAAUGGUGGAUAGUGUAUUAUACGGUCUAACAUUUUGAUAAAAGCUUGUACAAAAUAUGUAAGACAGUCAUACAAACAUUCUGUAUAAUUAAUAAAGUAAUCGAUGUUUCUCUUUAUAAGUACUUUUUAUAGUAAUGAUAAGGUAGGUAAUAAGUAAUAAAAAAUAAAAUCAGUCUAAAAUCAUUUAUUAACCAGGAGAGUGUCAAGACCUUUAGAUCUAUUUAAUGUCUAAACGAAAUCAAUGACCCAAAGGUCUUUUCGCUUUCCUUGGAAGUCAGAGCCUCGUAAGAUUUCAUAAACAUCACGUACAAUAGCAGUUAUGUUAAAACUGAACAUUUUUUUUUAUAAAUUUUAAAUUUUUCGACUUUACAUAUUUAAAUAUCGUUGACUAUUUUGAUUUUCUUUAUUAAGUAAAACCUAAUUAUACAUCAUCCCAUUUGCUCCAUCAACAUUUAUGGAAUAUACUCUUUGAGUUUUUAGAUGACAUCCAUAGUAGAUAUGUAAUUGUACAUAUUUAUAAAUUUAGACUAUAGGAUUUAUAUUUGUAAUUCAACACGAUACCAUUUCUUAUUUUUACGAAAUAAAGUUUAUUUUUGAAUCCCUGGGUAUAGUGGUUGAAUGGAUGGGUGAGCGAAUAAUCUUAAAAACGUGAAAAACCGUAUUGUGUAACAAAGACGAUUGUGUAUUGCGCGUUGGUAAUUUGUGAUCUUGUACUAAAAGUACUGUUUAAAAGGGUAUGUAAUGUGUUGUGGAAUACUAUCUACUUAAACUGUUUUAAAUUUCAUUUCGAAUUUCUCAUAGUAUCGAAAGUGUUCCGUAAAUUAAUAACAUAAGAAAAAUAUUUAUUUAUGAA
Molecule: messenger RNA, 3305 nt
Organism: Osmia lignaria (orchard mason bee)
Lineage: Eukaryota; Metazoa; Arthropoda; Insecta; Hymenoptera; Megachilidae
Product: protein phosphatase 1G
Biological process (GO): protein dephosphorylation
Molecular function (GO): protein serine/threonine phosphatase activity; cation binding
Source: RefSeq, a predicted model, not a curated record